This is a messenger RNA of Oldenlandia corymbosa var. corymbosa, 3620 nucleotides long. NCBI's taxonomy places the organism in Eukaryota, Viridiplantae, Streptophyta, Magnoliopsida, Gentianales, Rubiaceae. The record is from the annotation of a GenBank genome assembly.
CUUUUUAUGACGUGGAUUCACGCUCUAAACAUGCAUAAAUUUUUUGAGUUUUACGAUUGGAAGUCUUUUUGCUUGAAUUGAUUUCAUUUGUGGAUGUUUCCAUUUGGACAUGUCUGUUAAAGUUCAGAUCUUUGUCGGGUCAUUAUUUGGGUUUGGUGAAUUUGGUCUUCACAUGCGUGAAAACAGCAAACGAUGCAAAGUUUAAACAAAUCAAUAGUAAAAAUUUGAUUUCUUUGCAAACAUGAAAAUGUUGCAUCAUAUAUUUUCGAACAGAUGAACAAGAUUGAAAAAGAUUGAAUGGGCUAAAAUUUUCUUCUGUACAAUCUUUUGGUGCUUCUUCUUUUCUGUUCAGGGUUCUAAUUUUUGUAUUUUAUUCCCGUCGGCCAUUGGAUUUUGUUUUAGUUUAUUAGGCUGAUACAUGUGGUUUGUUGGAUCUUCAUUUCUGCUGACGUUUGGUGGUUGAGUAUUUCUGCUGACGUUUUGGUGGUUGAGUUCAUAUUUACUUAGUGGUAUGGAAUUAAUGGUUUGUUUUUUUGACAAGGAAUUAAUGGUUUGUGAUGGCCAAGUGUUUGCAUACUUGAGCUCCAGUUUUCAGAUCUUUUUUUGGGUCUUUUUUUAAUUAUUUCAUAUCUGUUUAAAGAAUUAGUAUUGGAUCCGAGUCAUUCCUACGACUUUGUGAGCUGGGGACCCCUUUUUAAUUUAAAGGAAAAGGUUUUGAACUGAUUCUUUCUCAGUAAUUUCCCGGAGUCAGCUCUUUAGUUUGGUUUGAUUCAUGUUCGUGUUAGAUUAUUUUGGAUUUUCAUGACCAAUAAGCAUUUUUUGUCAGCCGUCUGACCUCACAAUUCCUUGUGUCCUUCACUUUUUUAAUUGUCCCCAAAUAGUUUCAUCCACAAUUUGACACUAUUGUAGAAUCUAAAGCUGUUGGUUUUCUUCUCCAUACGGAUCUAGGGAUGUUUAGCCCUAUACUAUUAGACCUUCUCAUAAACUGAACUUCGUAUAGUUCUGGUCGACCUGUUACUACAAUGCUUGAAUAUUCAAGAAGUUGGAAAAUUAGGUGCACUGUAAGCAUUGGAGGGAUGCUUCCAUGUGCACAAAUUUGCUUGAAGAAAGUGCUGCAUUCUCUUUAAUGGAAUAUGUAAAACAGGUCUAACACUGUGGCUCUCUGUUUAUCCGGGACUCAUGACCUUUUGCUACUUAACUCUAUAUUUUAAUUGUUCAUUCUGCCUGGAACUCUAGCUAGAUAUGUACCAGCAACCUCCAUUCAUUAAAAUCCUGACAGAAAACAUGAAUACUUUUAUGCAGUCAUGAUUUUUUGUUGAGGCAGGUGAGAGAAAAAAUUCCGGGUCUAGAGUGGCACGGAAACGCUAACGUCCCUUAUUUCUAAGUAAAGGUUCCAUUUUGAUUAUAUGUGCAUGACCCCCCAACUCAUUCAUUAGUAUAAUUUAAUUGAGUGAUAUAUAUUUAGAAAAAUUUAUGGAAUUUUUGAAGCAGUUUCUUGGCCAUUAACGGAUUUUCUCACUCUGAGUACGGCUUCAUUUGUUCUGAUGGAAUUCCGCGUUGAUUCUACAGGUGCAACCUCAUUCCUCUUUACCGAGUAUCAGUAUGUGGGAGUUUUCAUGGUGGCUUUUGCCAUUUUGAUCUUCCUUUUCUUGGGCUCUGUGGAGGGGUUCAGCACAAAGGGCCAGUCCUGUACAUAUGACAGUUCCAAAUUGUGCAAGCCAGCUCUUGCUACUGCCGCCUUUAGCACUGUAUCUUUUGUGCUUGGUGCUGUAACCUCUGUGCUUUCUGGUUUUCUUGGAAUGAAAAUCGCUACCUACGCAAAUGCCAGAACCACCUUGGAGGCUAGGAAAGGAGUUGGGAAGGCUUUCAUUGCUGCAUUCAGAUCUGGUGCAGUAAUGGGAUUCCUUCUUGCUGCAAAUGGUCUUCUAGUGUUGUUCAUUUUGAUCAACGUGUUGAAGCUGUACUACGCUGAUGACUGGGAAGGCCUGUUUGAGGCCAUUACUGGAUAUGGUCUGGGUGGAUCUUCCAUGGCUCUUUUUGGAAGAGUUGGUGGAGGUAUCUAUACCAAGGCUGCUGAUGUUGGGGCUGAUCUUGUGGGUAAGGUGGAAAGGAACAUUCCAGAGGAUGACCCUAGGAAUCCUGCGGUGAUCGCAGACAAUGUUGGUGACAAUGUCGGAGAUAUUGCUGGCAUGGGAUCUGAUCUUUUCGGCUCCUAUGCAGAGUCAUCCUGUGCAGCCCUUGUUGUUGCUUCAAUCUCCUCUUUUGGAAUCAAUCAUGAUCUGACUGCUAUGAUGUACCCUCUUUUGAUAAGCUCUGUGGGUAUCCUUGUAUGUUUGAUCACCACUUUGUUUGCCACCGAUUUCUUUGAAAUCAAGGCUGUGAAGGAAAUUGAGCCUGCGUUGAAGUAUCAACUGGUUAUCUCCACAGUUUUGAUGACUAUUGGUAUUGCAAUUGUCUCUUGGAUUGCUCUCCCAUCCUCCUUCACCAUAUUCAACUUUGGGGUUCAGAAGGAAGUUCAGAGAUGGCAACUGGGCGUGUGCGUUGGUGUUGGUUUGUGGGCUGGGCUUAUCAUUGGCUUUGUCACAGAAUAUUACACCAGCAAUGCUUACAGCCCUGUGCAAGAUGUUGCUGAUUCCUGCAGAACUGGAGCUGCUACAAAUGUUAUAUUUGGAUUGGCUUUGGGAUAUAAAUCAGUUAUUAUUCCAAUUUUUGCCAUAGCAAUCAGCAUCUUUGUGAGCUUCAGCUUUGCUGCAAUGUAUGGUAUUGCAGUUGCUGCCCUUGGAAUGCUUAGCACCAUAGCUACUGGAUUGGCUAUAGAUGCUUAUGGACCAAUCAGUGAUAAUGCUGGAGGUAUUGCUGAGAUGGCUGGCAUGAGCCACAGGAUCCGAGAGAGAACCGAUGCCCUUGAUGCAGCUGGGAAUACCACUGCAGCUAUUGGAAAGGGGUUCGCAAUUGGCUCUGCAGCUCUUGUGUCGCUUGCCCUCUUUGGUGCAUUCGUCAGCAGGGCAGGAAUUACUACUGUGGAUGUCCUAACACCCAAAGUUUUUAUUGGUCUUCUCGUCGGCGCAAUGCUUCCAUACUGGUUUUCUGCCAUGACAAUGAAGAGUGUGGGUAGUGCAGCCCUAAAGAUGGUUGAAGAAGUGCGUAGGCAGUUCAACACUAUCCCUGGACUCAUGGAAGGUACUACCAAGCCCGACUAUGCCACCUGCGUUAAGAUCUCUACUGAUGCUUCUAUCAAGGAGAUGAUACCUCCUGGUGCUCUUGUCAUGCUCACUCCCCUCAUCGUGGGAAUCUUCUUUGGCGUCGAAACCCUUUCUGGUGUCCUUGCUGGAUCCCUUGUUUCUGGUGUACAGAUCGCAAUCUCUGCAUCAAACACUGGUGGUGCCUGGGACAAUGCCAAGAAGUACAUUGAGGCUGGUGUUUCUGCCCACGCAAAAGAGUUGGGACCUAAAGGAUCCGAUGCACACAAAGCAGCUGUCAUUGGUGACACCGUUGGAGAUCCUCUUAAGGACACAUCUGGACCAUCACUGAACAUUCUCAUCAAGCUAAUGGCAGUUGAAUCACUUGUCUUCGCUCCAUUCUUCGCCACUCACGGUGGCCUCCUCUUCAAGCUCUUUUAA